AUGUUUGAAAAUAUCAAUGAUGAUGUCGAAUCUCGUUUAAACGAACUCGAACGUCUAUUAUUUAAUUCUUCCAUAAAAGAUCAAACUGUCUUAGGUGUUGAAGCAUUACUUGAUGCGUUUAUUGUACUUUAUGAUGAAUGUUGUAGUUCAACAUUACGAAGAGAAAAAACUAUAGCUGAAUUUAUAGAAUAUGCUAAAUCAUUUGUAUCACGUGUGAAACGAUGUCGAUUAAAUCGAAACGAUUUCGAAACAAUCAAAAUUAUUGGUCGUGGAGCUUUUGGCGAAGUCGCUGUUGUGAAACUAAAAAAUACCGAUCGUGUAUUUGCAAUGAAAACAUUGAACAAAUGGGAAAUGUUAAAACGAGCUGAUACAGCUUGUUUUCGUGAAGAACGUGAUGUACUUGUAUUUGGUGAUCCACAUUGGUUAACUAAAUUGCAUUAUGCAUUUCAAGAUGGAGAAAAUUUAUAUUUUAUUAUGGAUUAUUAUUUUGGUGGUGAUCUGCUUACUUUAUUAUCAAAAUUUGAUGAUCAUUUUUCGGAAGAAAUGACUAGAUUUUAUGUUGCAGAAAUGGUCUUAGCUAUUGAUUCACUUCAUAAACUUGGUUAUGUUCAUCGAGAUAUUAAACCUGAUAAUGUGUUACUUGAUGGAGAAGGACAUAUUCGUUUAGCUGAUUUUGGUUCCUGUUUGCGAAUGCGAUCUGAUGGAACAGUACAAAGCAAUGUUGCUGUUGGUACACCUGAUUAUAUUUCACCUGAAAUUUUACGUGCAAUGGAAGCAGGUCAAGGUCGUUAUGGACCUGAAUGUGAUUGGUGGAGUUUAGGAUGUGCUAUGUGGGAAAUGUUAUUUGGUUUACCACCAUUUUAUGCUGAAAGUCUUCUUGAAACUUAUGGAAAAAUAAUGAUGCAUGUACAAAAAGAGCUUUCACUUCCAUUUCCAAGUGAUAUUGAAGUAUCGGAUAGUGCAAAAGAUUUAUUACAACAUCUUCUUUGUUCAAUUGAUAAUCGUCUAGGAAAAAAUGGAUUAGAUGAUUUUAAAAAUCAUCCAUUUUUUGUUUCGAUUAAUUGGGAAAAUCUUCGACAAGCUACAGCUCCAUAUAUUCCUGUUGUGAACAGUCCGAGUGAUACAUCCAAUUUUGAUGUUGAUGAUAUUGAACCAUCUAAUAAAGAUGUUGUUCCACCUGUUUCUCAUGCAGCAUUCACUGGACAUCAUUUACCUUUCAUUGGUUUUACUCAUUCGGCUAAUAAUCGUUAUUCUGAUGGUGCUAAAACAAUAUCAAUCCUACCGAAUACAACAGUAAUUGUUACAACUUCACCAUCUGAUAUUUGUGAUUCAACAACAUCUCCAAUAAAUAAUGAAAAUUUCGAAUAUGAAGAAAUAAUAAAUUCAAUGAAACUUCAACAAACAUCAUUACUUGAUGAAUUAAAACGUUUACGUGAAGUAUAUGAACAAACUAAAUCAGAUUCACUUGAUCAAAGUCGUCAAAUAAAAACACUUGAAGAUUUUUAUACAAAUCAAUAUGAAUUAUCUAUGAAUGAACAAAUACAAUAUUUAAUUAAAAUUUUAAAUUUAUUUCAUAAUCUUCGUGGUUUAAAUGAAAAUUUUAAUGAAGAAAAUUCUAUGUCAGUAGAUGAUAUUAAAAAUCAAUUAAAUCAACAUUUAAUUUAUUUUUCAACAAUUGAUAAAACAUAUUUAUUAAAUAAUAUUAAUAAUAAUAAUGAUUAUCAUCAUCAUCAUCAUCAAAUUGAUGAUAAACCAUUAAUAUCAAAACCACACUUAAAUAAUUUUUCAUUAUUUUUAACAAAAUUUGAACAAAAAUUUUUUAAUUUAUUUAAUAAUAAUCUUUUAAAUGAAUUAGAUGAAACAAUUGAAAAUGAAAAUGAUGAUGAAUUAGAUUUAAUAACAAAUGAAGAUUUAUUAUUAAAAAAAUUUUCUUCAUUUUUAAAUGAUAUUUAUGAAAAAAUUAAAAUUAUUUUACGAGAUAAAAAUGAACUUGAUGAAAAAUUAAUUUUCUUAGAAGAAAAACGUUUAACUUAUUCACGUUGGGAAACACAAAUGUAUGAUAUACUUAAAUGGAUUAAUGAAGAAAAAUCUGCUAGAUCACAUUUAAAAGGAUUAGCUAAUAAAAUGGCUGAAGAACUUGAUCAAAUACGUGAAACAACAAGUCCUUUAUUAACUAUUGGAAGUACUACAUCAUCAUUAACUACAGCAGGAACAAGUCUUGCACAUAAUACAGCUUGGAAACAUGGUCGAUCAGUUAAAUUAAAACAUAUGGAAAUUCAACAAUUACAAACUUCAUUACAAAAAGAAAUUGAUGCUAAGCAACGAAUACAAGAAGAACUUAAAGAAUGUCAAGCUGAAAAUAUUCUUAAAGCUGAAGAAAAUCUUCAUUUAAAAGAAGAAAUUGAAAAACUUCAAAAACAAUUAACUUCUGAACAAUCAAAACAAUUAACUAAAUCACCUGUUGUUCCAUGUGUGUCAGAUGAAAUAUCAACAUUUAUUAAUAAUACUUCAAUCGAUCGAUUUCUUCGAAAUGUUACUGCUGGAUUAUCUGAUCCACCAGCAUUAUUAAAUGAUACAAAUAAUGAUUUAUCUGCAACAUUCGAUGAUGGAAGUAGUGGUGGUGAUGAUUCAUCACGAACAAUGUCCGGAUCAAUUAAUAAAAAUCAAACAAUACGACCAUUAGUUCCACUUCGUAAUGAAUUACAUGAUUUUAUGAUAGCAAAUUUCCAUGUAACAGCUAUGUGUGAUGAUUGUCAAAAUGCAUUAAUUGGUAUUGUUCGACAAGGUUUUGUUUGUCAACGUUGUAAAUUAAUUUGUCAUCCAGAUUGUAUGGAGAAAGUCUCUACACCAUGUCGACCAUCAAUUAAAGAUCGAAGUCGAACAAUUUUACUUGAUCAACAUAUUGUUCGCAUUCCAAAAGCAGGUGGUAUUAAAAAAGGUUGGAGUAAAUAUCAAUUAUUAAAUUUACAAACAAAAUUAUUAUUCUACGAAUUAUCAUCUGAUAAAGAUCAAAAAAUAACUUGGCCACAACCAGCAUUUAUAAUUGAUCUUACAGAUGAUGAAUUUAUUGUAUCUUCUGUAAUAUCAUCUGAUGCAUAUCAUGCAAAUAAAAAAGAUGUUUCAAGCAUAUUUAAAAUUAGUAUAUUAAAAUUAUCAUCACCAAAACAAUUUCAACAUACAUUAGUUUUAACAAAUAAUGAAUCAGAAAAAAAUCAAUAUGUUAAUAUGUUAUCAGAUCUUUCAUCUAAAGUUAAAACUCUUAAACAAAAUAGUUCUACUCGUGGAGCUAAUUUUAUUGCUAAAGAAUUAUUUGAUACAUCGAAAUGUUCAAGUUUAAAAGAAACAACAGCUGCUAUUAUUCUUGAUCAAGAUCGUGUAAUAGCCUGUGGUGAAGAUGGUCUUUAUUUACUCGAUAUUUCAAAAGAUACAUCAAUGAAAUUAAGUGAUAAAAGAGUUCAUCAAUUAUCUUUAAUUUCAAAUGGUGAAUUAUUAGUAACUCUAGCUGGAAAACAACGUACAAUACGUCUUCAAUCACUUAAAUCUUUACUUGAACAUCCAUUAUCAUCAUUAGAUAGUAAAAUAAUUGAAACAAAAAAUGCUACAACAUUUUCAGUACAUUCAAUAUCAUUAAUUUUAUGUGUUGCUAUUAAAAAUCGUAUACUUGUUUAUCAAUUAUUUUCAACACCAAAACCAUAUCAUUAUUCAUUUAUAAAAGAAUUUAAUAUUAUACAAAAUGUUACAUAUUUAGAAAUUUCAACAAUUAAUAUAAAUCAAUCUGAACAACAAAUUUUAUGGUAUGGAUAUCCAUCAGCAUUUGUUGCACAAAGACUUGAUCAACAAUGUUCAAGUGUAUCAUUAUUAAGAGAUGAAGAUCCAACAUUACAAUUUUUUCGAGAUAGACCUAUUGAAGCAUUACGUGUUGUACCUGUUACAAAUUCUUCGUCAAUUAAUGAACUUUUACUUGUAUUUCGUGAAUUAGGAAUUUAUGUAAGUUGUUCAACAGGAAUGCGAACACGUCAUAGAGAAUUAAUGUGGACAGCAUCACCAAUAUCAACUGCUUUUUCUGAUCCAUAUUUACUUAUAUAUACUGAAAAAUCAGUUGAUAUAUAUGAUGUUCCAUCAGCAACAUGGUUACAAUCAUUACCAUUAUCACGAACACGUUCAUUAACACCCGAUGGUUGUAUUUGUUUAUCUCAUGAUUCCGAACUUCUUAAUCAUCAUUCAAAAUUACUUUAUUUAAUACAAAAAACAAAUUUAAAUCCAUUACUUAAUGUUCCUGAACGUGCAUCAUCAAAAAGUUUAGCAACACGUGGUGGAAGAUUUCGUGUUGGUGGUAGUGUUGUUGGUACAAUAAAAUCAACAACAUCAUCAUCAAUUGCACCUAUAUCAGGACCGAAAGAUUUUACACAUAUAUCACAUUUAGGUAAAGGUGAAGGUUUACAAAUAAUAUCAGGUUUAAAACAAGUUAGUCCAACAAGUACACUUUCAUCAAUAAAUCAUAGUAGUAGUGGUUCAACAUUAAAUACUACUAAUCGACGUUCACUUAUUUCUGGUCCACAAAAUUUUGUUCAUUUAACACAUAUUGGUCCAUCAGAUAUUUCAACAUUUGCAUCGGAUUUAUCAACAACGAAUACAACAACAAAUAAAGCUGUUAUAUCAGCACCAAUGAAUUUUCGUCAUCAAGUACAUAUUGGACAUAAUGAUGAAAUCGAUCAAUUAAAUAACAAUAAUAAUAAUAAUAAUAAUAAUAAUAAUACUAGAAAAGGCGUUAUAUAUGAACAACAAACGAACAGUGUCCUACUUAAACAACAACAACAAGUGACUAGUAGUGGUAAUUCAACAUUAUCAUCUCAAUCUCUUUCAUUUAAAGAUGAAGAUGAUAGUGAUCAACCUCUUGAAUGA
Messenger RNA from Rotaria sordida, 4902 nucleotides. Lineage: Eukaryota; Metazoa; Rotifera; Eurotatoria; Philodinida; Philodinidae. The record is from the annotation of a GenBank genome assembly.